AUGACUUCUCUCACAGUUGAAUCUGUUCCUCUGGUGGAACUGGAUAAACUCCAAGAUGAGCGCUCGAAGACUCUGCAUGCACUGUUCAGGCAGAAUCAUCGGGAUUUGGCCUUGUUGCGCGAGCCAAGGCUGAUCUUCCAUUCUCAUAUGCCUCAUAUGCUCGGAUCGGCCUAUUUACUUGGCUUUUCGGAGGAGAAAUUGGUCGAGAUGUAUCAGAGUGAAGCAGCGGGGCUGAAGCCAACCAACGUUGGAUUCAUUCAAAAUGGAAUCACCAAAAACAACUGGACAGAGUUUCUCCAUAAGAAAAAAUAUACUGUCGCCUAUACCAACUUCUUCGAUGAGAGAUUGGCGGACUUGAACGGAGACUGGAAGGCGCUGCUUCAUGAAUAUCUUUUCACAUCUCCCGAACCAUUGAUAAAUGGGUAUACGGGCGGUCUCGGCCAUCCAUUCAUCCACCUCGCAUACGCAUACGAGUUCAACAGUCCUGAAAUCGCCACCGAAGCACUUAGCAUGGGAUGCACCGAGAAGGACAAAACGCACGUAUUCUUGGACACCGAACAGCCAGAUACCUCGACGUACAAGUCGUCUUCGAUUAGCGACAUCCUCGUCCGCGUACAGCAAGACGAACGAUUUGCGAAUCUCUCUGAGUUCCCUGGAUUCGCCAACAUUGCCACCAUUUUUGCAAAGGCAAUGCCUGCAUUCCUGGAACACUGGAAUGCGUGGGAUAUCACCGAUCCAAACGUGCAGUUCGAGGAAGCGCUAGACACGGCCACGAAGCUCCUCAUGGGAACCAGCAAUGGGAAUGGCGAGUACGAUUUUUACCUCGCGCACACACUAACAGUCGGACACGCCAUUCGAGUCCUUCUCCCCCAUUUCCCCGUGGAGCAUCACAUCUCCGUCCUUCGACAGUUCUGGAUCUUCGUGCUCUACUGCUUCAUCGCGCAGCUUCGACCGUCAUUUCAGACAGAUUGGUUGCAAACUGUCGAUCUCAAAGGUCGGGACUGGGCGUGGGUGAGUGCGCAAGGUGCAAUUGGGCCUCUUUCCAAUGACUGCCACCGCGUCAAGGUCUUGCGUGCCUUUAAGAUGAUGGAGGAGACUUGGGGGGCAAAGGAGGGUCGGUACUUGACUGCUGCGGUGAAGUAUGUAGAUGAAUUUUCUGGAUGGACUGGAUUUGGGAGGGGGGUUGAGGGUCUUGUGGUAGAAGAGUAA
Messenger RNA from Aspergillus wentii DTO 134E9, 1209 nucleotides. RefSeq names its product questin oxidase family protein. The record is from RefSeq and is a predicted model, not a curated record. Gene Ontology annotation, molecular function: oxidoreductase activity. The transcript has 4 exons. Bases 1 to 1209 code for a protein of 402 amino acids. Lineage: Eukaryota; Fungi; Ascomycota; Eurotiomycetes; Eurotiales; Aspergillaceae.